This is a messenger RNA of Fomitiporia mediterranea MF3/22, 2302 nucleotides long. Its product is annotated as alcohol oxidase. Gene Ontology annotation, molecular function: oxidoreductase activity, acting on CH-OH group of donors; flavin adenine dinucleotide binding. NCBI's taxonomy places the organism in Eukaryota, Fungi, Basidiomycota, Agaricomycetes, Hymenochaetales, Hymenochaetaceae. The record is from RefSeq and is a predicted model, not a curated record. The transcript is spliced from 16 exons. The coding region runs from base 392 to 2302 and encodes 636 amino acids.
GCCACGUGAAGACCCGAGUAGGCGAGAGUGCAUUAGGAGACGUGAAUCAGUUGAACAGGAUGAAAUAUAGCGGCCUUCGGUGCUCGCCGAGCGAUGGGCCGAUGGCACUGUAGUGCAGUUGUACUUAGAUGGCGUUAAACCUGGUCAUGUGGUCAACCGGUCCGGUCGGAUGCAAUCUUAUAGUACACUAUCGGGAACAUUCUUCUAUUAACAUUACACCGCUGAGCGAAUCCUUAAAGACGUGCAAAGGCCGCAAGCGUUCUCUUCAACAUUUCCUGUUCUUAGUAAUUGUUCAAGCGACUUAAGGCGGGAAUAGGAACUAUACUGCAGCCUUUGCAACCUGUCCGUUGACUAUCUUUCUCCUCGACCCUGAUUUAUCCGUUGUUAGACCAUGCUUAGGCUGCUGCCGCUCGUUGCCUUCAUUCUUUGGCUAUGUGUCAACCUAUCGAAAGGAAGGCUCUAUUUCAGCCCUUCUCAGCUCCCACCAGAGAAGUCCUAUGACUACAUUGUAGUUGGUGGCGGAGCCGGAGGAAGUGUUAUUGCAAACCGCCUAUCUGAGGAAGCUUUCCUGAAGGUCCUCUUGAUUGAAGCAGGUUCAAGCGACUUCAAAAACAUGAACAUUGAAAUACCAUUUUUCGCGCCAAGGCUAGCAGGUUCUCAGUUUGACUGGAAUUUCACAACCAUCAAUCAAUCAAGCCUUAACAAUCGCCCGAUCCCGUAUCCGCGAGGGUUUGUGCUGGGAGGAUCAACAGCUAUCAAUAUUAUGGCUUAUACACGCGGUACAAUUGACGAUUAUGAUCGAUGGGCUAAUGUCACAGGAGAUGAGGGCUGGUCGUGGAAUUCGCUACAGCCUUAUGUGCGAAAGUUGGAAAAACUCGUUCCACCUACCGACCAUCAUAACACUACAGGUGAAAUUGACCCGUGCAUUCACGGGCACGAGGGCCCAGUCCGUAUAAGCCUGACUGGCGUACCUGAACCCACUGAUGAAUGGGUUAUUGCUGCGUCUUCACAGCUUUCGGAUGAAUUUCCGUUUAAUUUGGACUAUAACUCUGGAAACACGAUUGGCAUUAGCUGGAAACAGAAUACGAUCGCACACGGCGAACGAGUAAGCGCAGCGAAAGCGUAUAUUGCGCCUGCACUCUCUCGUCCAAACCUCGACGUUUUGGUCAAUACACACGUUACAAGGGUCCUACAAAUAGGAACAGAAUCUGGAGCUCCCGUCUUCAAAGGUGUUCAAUUCUCUCAAUCAUCCGAAGGUGUUGUAUACGGACUGAAUGCAAGCAGAGAAGUCAUUCUUUCCGCCGGGGCUGUGAAGACACCGCACAUAUUAAUGCUUUCCGGUAUUGGGAACGCUGAGCAUCUCUCGUCGUUUUCCAUUAAACCAAUUGUUGACAUACCAGAUGUUGGAAAUAAUCUUCAAGAUCACCCUGUCGUUACUGCUUCUUUCUCUGUCAAUUCUACAAAUACACUCGACAACUUGACAGAGAAUGCAACAUUUCUUGCACAAGAAGAGGCUCUUUGGUUAAAAAAUAGAUCCGGUUUACUGGGCUGGGUGUCUACGAAUCAAUUCGGAUGGUUUAGGAUACCCGUAAAUUCCUCGAUAUUCGAUAGUGCUACCGAUCCAAGUGCAGGGCCAACAUCGGCUCAUUUCGAGUUUAUUUUCACUAACGGAUUCACGUCAUUCUCCGAACCAUUUCCUGCUUCUGGAGGUCAUUUUUUCACGGUAUUAGUUGCUGUGGUUUCUCCAACGUCUCGUGGAAAUAUAACCCUGGCGUCCUCAAACCCCUUCGAUUCUCCCGUCAUUGACCCUAACCUUUUGGGAACUGCAUUCGAUAUCUUCACUGUGCGUGAAGCUAUCAAGUCUGCGCGCAAAUUCGUUUCCGCUCCUGCAUGGCAGGGUUGGAUUCUUGAAGAGUACGGCGCAUUCUCGGAGGCGCAUACGGACGAGCAGAUUGAAGAGUUUGCAAGGCAGACAGCAAACACAAUCGAUCAUGUCUCUUGCACAGUAGCCAUGGGAAAGACUGGAAGCAGCGGGAGUGGAACCGGUGCACUUAAUUCAGACCUUACAGUGAAAGGAACAGUUGGGUUGAGAGUCGUUGAUGCCUCUGCGUUCCCGUUCAUUAUCUCCGGCCACACACAAGCAGCGGUUUAUAUACUAGCAGAACGCGCUGCAGAUUUGAUCAAACUCUCUCUUCGAGGCGAGUGCAGUGCGUUGACCUUCCCUUCCCUAUUAGCGCUAAGCAUAAAUUUCUUACCGCAAAUAUUUUUAGGUGGCGACGACAAUGCUCCAGUUAAAUUUUGA